Penicillium canescens is the source of this 1077-nucleotide messenger RNA. Its product is annotated as SIR2 family NAD-dependent protein deacylase. The transcript has 2 exons. Gene Ontology annotation, molecular function: histone deacetylase activity, NAD-dependent; NAD+ binding. The record is from RefSeq and is a predicted model, not a curated record. Lineage: Eukaryota; Fungi; Ascomycota; Eurotiomycetes; Eurotiales; Aspergillaceae. The coding region runs from base 1 to 1077 and encodes 358 amino acids.
AUGGGCAACGAAGAGUCGACCGUGGUAGACGAUUCCACUGCCCCCUCCGUACUGGAGGCGCGUACAGUCGAGGCUGUAGCCAAAUACAUCAAAGAGCAUAAUGUAAAGCGUGUUGUGGUGAUGGUUGGAGCGGGCAUCAGCACUUCAGCAGGCAUCCCCGACUUCCGCUCUCCAGAUACUGGAAUCUAUUCCAACUUGGCUUUCCUGGACCUGCCAGAGCCCGAAGCUGUCUUUGACAUUGGCUUUUUCAGGGAAAACCCCAAGCCAUUCUACGCCUUGGCGCAUGAACUGUACCCUGGUCGCUAUCGCCCGACCAUCGCGCAUUCUUUUAUCAAAUUGCUCUACGACAAGGGAAUGCUGUUGAAGCAUUUCACUCAGAACAUCGACUGCCUCGAACGUGAGGCUGGUGUGCCAGGCGACGUGAUCAUCGAGGCUCACGGCAGUUUCGCGUCGCAGCGCUGCAUUGAUUGCAAGGAGACAUACCCAGACGCUGAUAUGCACGAAAAAGUCACCAAGGGCGAGGUCGCACAUUGCUUUUCCUGCAACGGCCUUGUCAAACCCGACAUUGUGUUCUUCGGCGAGGCUUUGCCCUCGUCUUUCUUUGAUAACCGCGACAUGCCCGGAAAAGCAGACCUUUGCAUUGUCAUGGGAACCAGCUUGUCCGUUCAGCCAUUUGCCAGCCUACCUUCAUUGUGCAAGUAUGAUACACCUCGCCUGCUCAUCAACAUGGAGCGGGUCGGCGGUCUCGGCUCGCGGAAAGAUGAUGUGCUACUCCUCGGUGACUGUGACACUGGCGUUCGCAAGCUCGCCAAAGCCCUGGGGUGGGAUGAAGAGUUGGAGAGCUUGUGGGAGGGAACCCACCCAGAGCCCAAGGGGGAGGAGAAAGAGGCAGCAGUUCCCCAGACGCGGGACGAGCGCCUGCAGGACGAAGUGGACCGGCUUACAGAGGAAGUCGACCGAACUCUGGGGUUGACAGAUGCUUAUCAGAGCAAAGUCCGCGAGAGGCUGGAGUCACACGAAGCACACCGCCAGUCCAAGGUGGGCGGUCUCGCGCAUGUGUUUCCCCAUUUGGCAUGA